Branchiostoma belcheri (Belcher's lancelet) is the source of this 1044-nucleotide messenger RNA. Its product is annotated as thymidine kinase, cytosolic-like. Gene Ontology annotation, molecular function: thymidine kinase activity; ATP binding. The transcript has 7 exons. The record is from RefSeq and is a predicted model, not a curated record. Bases 3 to 917 code for a protein of 304 amino acids. Lineage: Eukaryota; Metazoa; Chordata; Leptocardii; Amphioxiformes; Branchiostomatidae. Gene Ontology annotation, biological process: thymidine metabolic process.
GGAUGACGUAUUGGGGCUUGUGUUUUGGCGGGCUAUGCGAACCUGUUUGGCGCCAGCUGACAGCUGAGUUCUCGGAAAUUUCCGCUGCGUGUUUCCAGCUUCUUGUCUUCUCCAGCAAAAGUUGGUUGACGUUGCGUCUGGAACUUUAUUCAUACCUCUUAUCCAAACACCCCCACAUACUUCAAGUUAAAAGUAGGAUGAUGCUCGGAGCUGCAGCUAUGCUCGAGAAUGGACAAGACGUUUGCAACGUUGACUUGGUGACCAAACGGAGAAAGGGGCAGAUCCAGGUCAUCUUUGGACCAAUGUUCUCUGGAAAGACGACUGAGCUUGUACGGAGGAUUCAGCGAUACAAAUUAGCCAAACAGAGUUGUGUCCUGAUAAAAUAUGCCCGAGACAACCGGUACGACAAAGAUGGCAUAGCCACUCACGACAGGCAUGUGACUGCUGCUGUGGCGACCACCAAAUUAUACAAUAUCAAAGAUGCCGUGAUGCCUUCCCAGGUGAUCGGGAUUGAUGAAGGCCAGUUUUUCCCAGAUGUUGUUCCUUUCUGUGAUGAAAUGGCAAAUCAAGGCAAGACUGUUAUUGUGGCUGCUCUGGAUGGAACCUUUCAAAAAAAGGGGUUUGGUGACAUCCUGAACCUUGUUCCUCUGGCUGAGAGUGUCAUCAAACUACAGGCAGUCUGUAUGAGCUGCUACAACCAGGCAUCAUAUACUAAAAGACUGGGACAGGAAACAAAGGUUGAAGUGAUAGGCGGGUGUGAGAAGUACAUGGCUGUGUGUCGAGACUGCCACCAGCUGUCCCCCAGUAAGAUAGUUCAGAAGGAACUUGUGGCCUCCGAGACACCUGCAGGAAGGGACAGACAGACUGGGAACAGUAUGUGUCGCCAGCUGUUCCAGUCUGGGGAUCAAGGGAUUUGAGUUCUCAUACAUCUGAUUCUGAAGUACUCUAAACUUAAGCCUUGUUCAUGUGAAGUCACCCAAACCGCGAUUCGGGUAACUCACAUUCCUCACAUCUGGUCCACGUGCCAUACAUUCCUUUUAAAAC